GGAGGCUCGGUAUGCAAACGCACACGUUGCAUCAUACUAAAGACCUUGAGCCGUAGGAUUUCUGUUCAUAUUAUCAGCUUGUUUUAAUCUCAUGCUUUUGUUAUUUCUGAUUGCCGUCGAUUGCUUCCUGUGUUGAAAGCAAGUUUAUUCUAGGUGCUUACUGGUUCCCUGGCUUACUUUUCUCACGUUCUUCCCUCUUUCAGACAACCUCAUACUGCUCCUCACAUUCCCCCAGCACACAAGUUAUCUUCAGUCUAAUCGGAAGCUUACCAAGAGCUGAAGUUAGAACGUAGUUAGGUUCGUAUGUCUUCAUCAUUGAGGAUAAAUAUAUCACACAUAUUGUGAAUUACUCAGAGGUAAAAUAAGGUUCAUUGUAUGCUCAAAAUUGUAGAAUUUAAAGAAUCAUAUUAACUUGGAUUUUCUAUGUUUUCUGUUCUGUGGAUUUUUUCCUACGUUGCACUGUUAUUUUACUUAUUCAUUGUUUUGUUUUGCAUUGCCGUUGGAUUGUUUUACGUAACUGAGUUAGUGGAAGAAUAUAUAGUCACUACGGGCAAAAUAAUACGCUAUACAAUAUAUACAGAGAUAGCAAUUCAUUUUACUUUCCUUAUAACAGAUGAUAUUCCUUUCAUACUUAUAUUGACUGGGAUAGUUUGUCAUUGUUUUUACUCUACCAUGUUAAAAACAUUUCCAGCUUUCCAUUACCAGUCAUUCAGCUUUCUCGGUAGUACUUUUAUGUUAAUUAUUCACCAUUUGGUGGCAUUUCGUGUAUUUUCAAACAACCAAAGUCCAUUCUCCUAUCUCAUAGCUUAUUUCACAUUUUUUCUAUGGGCCGUUCCUUUUCUUUUUCUAAUCUCAUUGUCGGCAAAUGAUUUUGUUCUACCGCAAACGGUUGAGUUUCGGUUUCCUGUUGAAAGUCAUUUUUCAUUACAAAGUCAGCAAAAAAAGCAUGAUGUUGUUUCUGCAUAUUUAAAAUGUAAGAGAAAAAGCUUGUAUACAUUUCUUGCUUACCUACGUGAAUUUAGUGUCCCUUUACGUCCGAAAAAGGGUUUCUAACUUUUGGCAAAUGGUUUAAAGUUGGGGUUAUAAAAAUGGCACAUUAUCCUGCUUUUCCAAGAAUAAUCAUAAUCCCAACUUCAUGGUUUUAUUUGACCUAUGUAUCUUCAUUAUGUUGAUGUGACCGUAAACGUUUCUAUUUGAGUUUUGAACUGAAUUUUGAGAAAGAGUUUCUUUUUUUAUCAUGUAUAUAUUUUGACUUAUGAAAAUAAAACUACCUUACUUGAGUUCAUGUUGUGUGUUUCUUUUAACUUAAAUGAAUCCACUGUUCUGUUUUUACAGCAUUCGCAAUCAUCC
Messenger RNA from Schistosoma turkestanicum, 1350 nucleotides. The record is from the annotation of a GenBank genome assembly. NCBI's taxonomy places the organism in Eukaryota, Metazoa, Platyhelminthes, Trematoda, Strigeidida, Schistosomatidae.